CCCCCCCUGACAAUAACAUGCCAUCCACAACAGCCCUCUACACCAGCCGCCGACGCGUCUUCGGCUCCAUCCUCCCCCCCGCGUCCCUAGAAGAUUUCCCGUCCGCGGGCCUCGCAGCCGGACCAACGACCUCCAGCCUCUUCUGCAACUUCUCCUCGAGCGUGAAGUCUCGCGAUAGCUCCUCGCAAUUCCGCUCCUCGAUCGCAUCCGAUAAAACCGACGUCGACGAGCCAUGGUUGGACCAAGCGACGUGGGAUCGGGCCUGGCAGGCCGCGACGGCGUUCCUGUCCAUUCCGGAUUGCGGGUUCGAGGUGCUGCUCCGAUAUGAAGCGAUCGGGGAAGCAGAGUUCUUGCGACUGUCGAAUCGGGAUCAGAAGCCGUCGCGGGAGGUGCUGGAGGCGCUGGCAUACUUGAUGAAGGCGAUUACGAUGGGGGUGGAGGGGGAGGGCGAUAUGCAGAAUUUACUGGAGUGGUAUGGGUAUGAGAUUAAGAGGCACUUUUUGAAGAAUUUUAGGGGUGGGCUGUUCAAGCUUCUGAAUCAUCCUGAGAAGGACGGUUUGCUGGAGAAGAUUGUGCAUUGUUUGCAGCUGACGAGGAGGAUCUACUUUGCGCCUCUGGUGGAGUUUCUGCUGCCGCUGUUGGAUGGCGCGGAGCAGGAGAGCGUGUUUGUCAAAUUGCGCAGGUCGUUCCAUAUGAUGAUUGCGUAUGCGUUGCCGUGGUCGUUGAGGUCUACGCUGCUGACUCGGGAGAUUACCACGGAAGCGUUGGUUAUACUGGGGAUCGAUACAUUGAGUGAGGAGGAGGAGGAGGCGGAGAGCGUUGAUAAUAUGGAGGUCGAUCGGCGAUAUUCGGUCUCGUACCAGGAUUGGCGCGAUGAGCCGUCUAUCGCCGUCCGAAUGCAGUUGAUGACCGAGGAGGACGCGCGGGUCAGUGCAGCUCGGGAACGCCUGUUGGGGCUCUUUGAUGGACUACAGCUGGUCGGGAUGGGCGGUGACAGGGCGCAAAAGGUGUUUGCUAGUGUGAUGGAUACGAUGCUGAGCGAGUUUGUUCGAGCGGCGUACACCGGACAGUGGGAGGGGCCGUCAUUUGUGUCCCACCAUCUGCGGCACUGGAUUGAGAAUGUGUUUGCGCGCUUGGUCGUGCAGGUCCUAGCGAUUAUUAACGCGCCAGAUUCUGGGGUCAGGGAACCAGACUGCCUGGAUGUGAGUCUGAGUGAUGUGGAGAAGUGGCAGGAAAUAGGGAUUGCUCGCUUGGGGGCACUUCGGACGGGCGAGCUUUUUGAUAUCAUCGUCGAGUGGCCUGCGAGCAGUGGAGCGAUUGAAGAUUUACGGCACUUUACUACGUACCCAGCAGCGCGGUCUCACUUGACACACUCGUUUAUUGCCGUUCUGAAUCAGCGAUUGUUGCACCCGGGUGCUUCUACAGUCGAGAUUCUGCAGGUGUACAUUUCGAUUAUCCGGGCAUUUAACCUGUUAGACCCUAAGGGGGUGCUUCUCGACCGAAUUGCUCGGCCCAUUCGCAGAUAUCUUCGUGAUCGCGACGACACGGUCAAGGUUAUUGUUGGCGGACUUUUGGCUGAUCCGGCCGAGGCGGAUGGACAGACGGCUUCUCAUACAGACACGCUGGUGGAGCUGUCGGCCGAACUGACCAAAGCACAUCAGAACUCUCUGCGGGCUGACAGUGGCGAGCUAGACUGGGACGACAUGAACUGGGUUCCUGACCCGGUCGACGCGGCACCAGACUACCGCAAGUCGAAGACAUCUGAUGUGAUUGGAAGUCUGAUCAGUCUGUUCGAGUCCAAGGAGAUGUUUGUCAAGGAGAUGCAGAGCAUGCUGGGCGAGCGGCUACUACAGAAGCGCGCCGAAUUCGACCAGGAGAUGUCCGUCCUUGAACUUCUCAAGGUCCGCUUUGGUGACAAUGCCCUGCAAGCAUGCGAGGUCAUGCUGCGGGAUAUCUUCGACUCCCGUCGCGUUGAUGCCGUCAUCCGCAAUGACCAAGGACUGGAUGGCAAGCACUCCAGGCAACUGCCAGCUACCCCUGACGGUAGAAGGGAACCAGAGGACAUGCCCGAGCUGCAUGCCAAGAUUCUCUCCCACUUCUUCUGGCCGGAGCUCCAAGGACCGGAGUUCAAGGUGCCAGAGGAGAUUUCUGCCCUGCAGCAGCGGUAUUCGCAAGGAUUCGGGUCGUUGAAGCAAUCGCGCAAGCUCACCUGGUUGAACGGGCUGGGCCAGGUCACCGUCGAGCUGGAUCUCGAGGACCGCGUGUUUGUGGAUGAGGUGACCACCUGGCAGGCCACGGUGAUCUACGCGUUCAAUUCGGAUGCGUCGACGAAGACGACGGACGAGCUUGCCAGUGAACUCGGGAUGUCGGCUGCUCUGGUGCGUAGCGCAUGUCUCUUCUGGGUGAGCAAGCGCAUUCUCGUGGAAGUGCAACGCGAUGUGUUCCGAGUGUUGGAGGUCCUUCCAAGCGAGGAGGGUGAUGCAACAGGGGACACUGGUGCAUCGGGGGCCGUUGAUGCAGAGGACCAGUCUGCGGAGACCGCACAAGCCGCCGCCGAAGCUGAUGCAGCCGCGGCAGCUGCUGCGAAGGAAUCAGCCGAAGCGGCGGCCAUGGAGAAGAUGAAUCUAUACUGGCAAUUCAUCAUGGGCAUGCUGACCAACCAGGGCGCCAUGCCCCUGCAACGAAUCGUGAUGAUGUUGAAGAUCGCCGUCCCUGGAGGAUUCCCAUACAGCAACGAAGAGCUGCGCGAGUUCCUCGCCGGGAUGGUAUCCAAGGGGAAGCUCGAGAUCGUCAGCGGGGGAAAUUACAAGAUGGUGCAGUAGACAUCACGAUCAAUACAAACAAUCAUAGCAUCUACUCAGCAUCCAACGGAGCCACUGGCG
Molecule: messenger RNA, 2882 nt
Organism: Aspergillus ibericus CBS 121593
Lineage: Eukaryota; Fungi; Ascomycota; Eurotiomycetes; Eurotiales; Aspergillaceae
Product: anaphase promoting complex subunit 2
Exons: 3
Coding region: 18-2822 (934 amino acids)
Biological process (GO): ubiquitin-dependent protein catabolic process
Cellular component (GO): anaphase-promoting complex
Molecular function (GO): ubiquitin protein ligase binding
Source: RefSeq, a predicted model, not a curated record